Molecule: messenger RNA, 1061 nt
Organism: Fopius arisanus
Lineage: Eukaryota; Metazoa; Arthropoda; Insecta; Hymenoptera; Braconidae
Product: dynactin subunit 3-like
Exons: 2
Coding region: 163-726 (187 amino acids)
Biological process (GO): cytoskeleton-dependent cytokinesis
Cellular component (GO): dynactin complex
Source: RefSeq, a predicted model, not a curated record
AAACCUUGCCUUAAAAAUUAUAACCUAAAAUUCCUAAAGAAAUGACAGAGGCUAUCAAAACACAACUGUCAAGAAUUUUAUUGGGUUGAUUAUUCGUGGAUUAUAUCCCAACUGCAGAAACUAAGGAGCACAGAUAAAAAUAAUUUAUACAUAGUACGAAUCAUGUCCUCAACUGACAUUUUGGAAGAGCGAGUAGCUGAACUCGAGAGGAAAGUUUAUGGAACCGUCAACAAUCCCUCGAUAGACGAUCCUCUCCCCGAGAAUUCCGUCAUCGACAAUUUGUUAAAUGCCAAUACGAUGAUAUCAUCGGCGCUUUCUAGUCGAGAGAAAGCGAAUAAUCUCGUCAAACGUCUGUCAGAGCUGAAUGAGCUUUUAAGCACAUCCUUCGACGAAGACUUACAGACGGACGUCAAGUGGCAAAUAAUCGAGACAAUGGAACCAGAAAUCCGUCAGAAUCUAGAACUUAUAGCGAAAGCCACAGAAUUACUUCCAGUUCUGGAAGUCGAUGCUAUAAAAAAUGUACCUGAGUUGACACCAAAACUCGAACACUUGACUCUAGAGUAUCUGAAUGCUUACGAGGAAUCCACUGCUGUCAACCAAACUAUCAAAGAAGUUUUCUCCAAGUACAAUGCAAUCAUCGAUACGAUUUCUAAAACACUUGUGGCUCUUGACAGUGCCAUCACAGCAGCUGAACUCUCCGCAAUUCCCAAGAAACAACUUGAUUAAUUUAUUUUUAUAUAGAUAUAUUUAUUUUAAUUCACUUGUGAUAUAAAAAUACUUGGACAUAAUAUGACUAUUCAAUAUUUCAUAGUUAUCGAUAAUAACAGCAUUUUCCUGGACAGUCACUCGUAUUAUUCAUUCACAGUAAAUAGAGUAAAUGGAAGAUAUAAUCUUACGUUAUUUCAAUCGCUGAUUUUCGAUUUGUUUCUAGACGUUACAGCUUGAAAUAGUCGAAGUACUGAACUAAUUGAGUGACUGCUCAGGUUGAAAUUCUCGUCGAGAUAAAAUUCAAUAACAGUGUAUAUGCUUUUGUUUACUGAAUAAUACCUAUUAUAUACAUA